Molecule: messenger RNA, 1894 nt
Organism: Sorghum bicolor (sorghum)
Lineage: Eukaryota; Viridiplantae; Streptophyta; Magnoliopsida; Poales; Poaceae
Product: cytochrome P450 704C1
Exons: 4
Coding region: 16-1650 (544 amino acids)
Molecular function (GO): heme binding; oxidoreductase activity, acting on paired donors, with incorporation or reduction of molecular oxygen; monooxygenase activity
Source: RefSeq, a predicted model, not a curated record
AACAGUUGAUGCGUGAUGGUUUGUCUGGGUCAGAGUGUACUGGUGUCCUCUGUAGCCCACCUAAUAAAAUCCUCUCAAUCCAUUCCGAAAGGUUCAUCCACCUUCCGUCAGAGCUCAAGAUCGGCCAUGGACUCGCCACCGCUUAGCCCCGCUCUGCUCGCGCUGUCCCUGCUCCUCCUCCUAGCGCUCUACAUCGCUCGCCGGCGCCGCGGCGGAGGCAGGAACCGGAACUACCCGCCCGUGGCGGGCACCGUGUUCCACCAGCUGCUCAAUUUCGGCCGGCUGAUGGAGUACCAGACGGAGCUCGCCCAGAGGUACCGCACCUUCCGCAUGCUCACCCCGACCUGCAACUACGUGUACACCGUCGAGCCCGCCAACGUGGAGUACAUGCUCAAGACCAACUUCGCCAACUACGGCAAGGGGGUGAUGACCCACGACGUGCUGGAGGACCUCCUCGGCGACGGCAUCUUCAACGUGGACGGCGCCAAGUGGCGGCACCAGCGGAAGGUCGCCAGCCACGAGUUCUCCACGCGAGUGCUGCGCGACUACAGCAGCGGCGUGUUCCGCGACACGGCCGCGGAGCUCGCGGGCAUCGUGGCCAUGGCCGCUGGCGCCGGGGAGAGGCUGGAUGUCGCCGACCUGCUGUUGCGGUCGACGCUGGACUCCAUGUUCAAGGUCGGGUUCGGGGUCAACCUGGGCUCGCUGUCCGGCUGCAGCGACGAGGGCGCGGCGGCGUUCGCCAGGGCGUUCGACGACGCCAGCGAGCAGGUCCUGUACCGCUUCUUCGACGUGUCCUGGAAGCUCAAGAGGCUCCUCAACAUCUCGUCGGAGGCGGCCAUGAAGGGGUCGAUCCGCACCAUUGAUGGAUUCGUGUACGGCGUCAUCGACAGGAAGAUCGAGCAGAUGGGCAGAGACCAACAGGAAUUCGCCAAGAAAGAGGACAUCUUGUCGAGGUUCCUGAUGGAGCGGGAGAGCGAUCCCGGCUGCUUCGACAACAAGUACCUGCGGGACAUCAUCCUCAACUUCGUGAUCGCCGGCCGCGACACCACGGCGGGGACGCUGUCGUGGUUCCUCUACAUGCUCUGCAGGAACCAGCACAUCCAGGACAAGGUCGCGCGGGAGGUCCGUGCCGCCACCACGGGCGACCGCGACGUCGGCGUCCAGGAGUUCGUCGCGUUCUUAACCGAGGACGCCAUCAGCAGAAUGCAGUACCUGCACGCCGUGCUGACGGAGACGCUUCGGCUGUACCCGGCUGUGCCCAUCGAUGUGAAGUAUUGCUUUUCGGAUGACACGUUACCGGACGGCUACGCUGUCAAGAAAGGUGACAUGGUGAACUACCAGCCGUACCAAAUGGGCAGGAUGAAGUUCCUGUGGGGCGCGGACGCCGAGGAGUUCAGGCCGGAGAGGUGGCUCGGCGACGACGGCGUGUUCGUCCCCGAGAGCCCCUUCAAGUUCACGGCUUUCCAGGCGGGGCCUCGCGUCUGCUUGGGAAAGGAGUUCGCGUACAGGCAGAUGAAGAUCUUCGCGGCGGUGCUGCUCUACCUCUUCAGAUUUGAGAUGUGGGAAGCCAAUGCUACCGUGGGUUUCCGGCCCAUGCUCACGCUCAAAAUGGAUGGCCCGCUGUAUGUUCGUGCAACGCUCCGGCAAUGAGGUGGGCGGCGGUGUAUGCCCCCAUCGUUCUAGCAGCAGCACUUUGAAAGUAGAAUUGCGCUAUUUCCAUCUGAUGCCAUCUUGGAUAACGUCGAGGCUCAGAAUGUACUACUGUGUUAUUUUCAGAGAUGUAGGAACAAGUUGGUCAGAGCAAAUAUGGUUUGACCGGGUAAAUUAUUGUACUGCCCUAAGUGCUUACUAUACAAUCUAAAUAAACACUCUGAUUCAGUUAUUAUCUUUUUAA